Messenger RNA from Ipomoea triloba (trilobed morning glory), 525 nucleotides. RefSeq lists its product as uncharacterized. NCBI's taxonomy places the organism in Eukaryota, Viridiplantae, Streptophyta, Magnoliopsida, Solanales, Convolvulaceae. The record is from RefSeq and is a predicted model, not a curated record. The coding region runs from base 1 to 525 and encodes 174 amino acids. Gene Ontology annotation, molecular function: RNA-DNA hybrid ribonuclease activity; nucleic acid binding. The transcript has a single exon.
AUGGGCAGUAUUAGUGCAGGACUUGGGAAUUGUAUGGAGUGCUGGCAACCCCCACCUGCAGGCUACUAUAAAAUGAAUAUAGAUGUGGCGAUGGAUACCGGCCGCAGGUGUAUGGGCUUUGGAUGGGUUGUUCGAGACGAAUUUGGCGCAAUUGUUGGAGUUCUCAUGUCCAGGAUUAAUGGUUUGUAUUCGGUCAAAGAGGCUGAGGCUAUGGGUGCUCGGGAGGCUCUUAGUUGGUUAAAGCAAAAGGGUUGGGCGCAAGUAAUUCUUGAAACUGAUGCUCAAGUGGUAACUCAAGCUGUCUACAAUGGCGAAUUCCUAAUUCCUUUUGGGUCCAUUAUCCAUGAAAUUCGUGAUCUUUUAAGUGAUUUGUCUUCAGUUCAUUUUCGGUUUGUUAGACGUAGUAGUAAUACGUUUGCUCAUGUUAUAGCCAAAAGAGCUCUUAGUACUGUUGGGUGGGAGCGGGUUGAAUACCUGGACUCUUUACCUCGUUUUCUUUCUUCGUUUGGUUUUAAUUUAAUAUGA